CUUCACCAUGUAACCAACCUCCAAUUAUCGAUUACGCAACAAUUUCGAUCAUCUCCUUUCUUUCAUUCAACUUAAUUAUUAUACUCUAAAAAGGGCAAAUAAACUCUCAUUUAUCUCACUUUUUCUAUACUUGUGUUUUCUUUUUUGGGUUUUUUUUAGUGCCACCCUGUUACAAGUUAGUUACACAAAAUUAAAUAAAAUAAAACAAAAAGCUCCUCCUUUUUUCCAAGCUGGCAUGUUAUCACCCAAAAAAAUCACUCAAUACAAACACAACAAAUCCACUCUGUUUUUUCUUCUUCAAUUCUUUCUCUCACCUCUUUUUGCAUUUCCUUUUCUUCCACUUCACACAAAGAAAAAAAAAUACCAAGAAUCUUAAAUUUCUCAAAUUUCAAUAAAUUUAGCUCAAUUUUAAUACAAUUAAAUUGAUCAAAACAUGUCAAAUUCAGUGGGUUUAGAAUUGGAAAGAAAGGCUUCGCCGGGAAAUGAUAUGGAGAGGGGAUCACCCGUGGCGGCGCCGGCAUCGGGCGAAACAGAGCACGGUGUUGGAUCAAUCCUCCGACGAUGGAAAAGAGAGGAUUUAAUUAAAAAAGGGUCAUUAACUUUAAGAGCUUUGUCUUUGGUUUUUUCUUUACUUUCCUUUAUUAUUAUGGCUAGUAACAAUCAUGGCGGUGGCCAAGACUUUGGCAAUUACGAAGAAUUCAGGUAUUUGUUGGCAAUUGCAAUAUUAUCGACACUAUAUACAGGAUUACAAUGUUUUAGACAUGUUAAUGAGUUAUCUAGAGCGAAAGAAUUUGUUGAUCCCAAAACUGCAGCUAUGAUUGAUUUUGUUGGAGACCAGAUAUUGGCAUACUUGCUACUGUCAUCAGCUUCUUCGGCCAUACCUAUGACAAACAGAAUGCGGGAAGGAGGUGACAACAUUUUCACAGAUUCAUGCGCAGCAGCCAUAAGCAUGUCUCUCCUUGCUUUCAUUUCAUUGGCAUGUUCAUCCGUCAUUGCUGGCUAUAAGCUCUCUACUCAGUCAUUUAUAUGAAAAUUUCCUCUUAUAAAUAUAUUUAUAAUCUAAACAUUCUUGAACUUGAUUCUUUCAUACAGUAUAGUCUUUACAUAUUGUUUAUAUACCUGAUUAGAGUUGGCCUUAGGCUAUCUGAUUGGAACCCUUCAGAUCACAGAUUGCCUGCAACUUAUUGUACCUUAUUCUUCGUUUUCUUUUCUUUCUUUUUCUUAAAUGUAUAUUUUUAUGAAUAUUUGAGUAUAGAAUUUCACUCCUACAGGCUACAGCCUUUCAUUUCUC
Molecule: messenger RNA, 1291 nt
Organism: Chenopodium quinoa (quinoa)
Lineage: Eukaryota; Viridiplantae; Streptophyta; Magnoliopsida; Caryophyllales; Amaranthaceae
Product: CASP-like protein 4B1
Exons: 3
Coding region: 434-1030 (198 amino acids)
Source: RefSeq, a predicted model, not a curated record